AUGGGUUUAGCUUCUUUCGUUAUCGGCAUUGAGAUAUUUCGUGAUAGAUCUCGUCAGAUACUUGGGCUAUCACAGAAAACCUAUAUUAACAAAGUUUUGGAAAGAUAUGGCAUGAUGAAUUGCAAAUCAGGUGUUUCCCCCAUUAUCAAAGGAGAUAAGUUCAGUCUAAAUCAAUGCCCAAAGAAUGAUCUGAAAAGAGCACAAAUGAAGGAUAUUCCCUCUUCUUCCGCAAUAGGGAGUCUUAUGUAUGCAAUGAUUUAUACUCAUUCAGACAUCAGUUUUGCUGUUGGUAUGUUAGUCAUAUAUGUGAGUAAUCCUGGCAUGGAUCAUUGGGUUGCAGCAAAGAAGGUGAUGAGGUAUUUAAAGGGGACUAGGGAGUACAUGCUUACUUACAAAGCAUCUGAUCGGUUAGAAGUGAUCGGAUAUUCAGACUCUGAUUAUGUAAGAUGCCUUGACAGUAGGAAAUCUACAUCAGGAUACAUAUUUCUACUUGCUGGUGGGACGAUUUCUUGGAAGUCCAAGAAACAGACUUGUGUCUCUACUUCUACUAUGGAAGUAGAGUUUGUGGCAUGCUUUGAGGUCACAUAUAUGACAAUUUGGUUACGGAACUUUGUCUCAGGACUUCGGGUUGUCGACAUCAUUUCGAAGCCGCUGAGAAUAAACGCCCCAGAUGAAACACGUUCAACUUGUUUCUGCGUUUCUGGAAACGAGUCGUCGAACAAGGACUUGCCCCCUUCUUCUCCAAGUUAG
Molecule: messenger RNA, 750 nt
Organism: Macadamia integrifolia
Lineage: Eukaryota; Viridiplantae; Streptophyta; Magnoliopsida; Proteales; Proteaceae
Product: secreted RxLR effector protein 161-like
Exons: 2
Coding region: 1-750 (249 amino acids)
Source: RefSeq, a predicted model, not a curated record